This is a messenger RNA of Solea solea (common sole), 1912 nucleotides long. It is a transcript of the gene ctss2.1, whose product is annotated as cathepsin S, ortholog2, tandem duplicate 1. Gene Ontology annotation, biological process: immune response. Gene Ontology annotation, molecular function: cysteine-type endopeptidase activity. Gene Ontology annotation, cellular component: lysosome. The record is from RefSeq and is a predicted model, not a curated record. The coding region runs from base 82 to 1098 and encodes 338 amino acids. Lineage: Eukaryota; Metazoa; Chordata; Actinopteri; Pleuronectiformes; Soleidae. The transcript is spliced from 8 exons.
GGAAGAGAACGCGCCUGGAAACUCGUGACACUUUCUUCAUAAAUGUGAACCAGGAACGACAGUUUGAGCAGAGAAGCAGAGAUGAUGACACGGACUGACCGAGGCAUGAUGUUGCCGAGCCUGCUGCUCGUGUCCCUGUGUGUCGGCGCUGUGUCCAUGCUGGACAGCCAGCUGGACUUCCACUGGGAGAUGUGGAAAAAGACGCAUGAAAAAAGUUACCGCAACCAGGUGGAGGAUGUGCACCGCCGGGGAUUGUGGGAGAAGAACCUGAUGCUCAUUACCAUGCACAACCUGGAGGCCUCGAUGGGGUUUCACACCUACGAACUCGGCAUGAACCACAUGGGAGACCUGACAGAAGCGGAGAUCCUGGAGUCCUACGCCACACUCACUCCUCCUGCUGACAUGCAGAGGGCGCCAUCUCCCUUCACAGGCACAUCAGGCGCUGAUCUUCCAGACACCAUGGACUGGAGAGAAAAGGGCUGCGUCACCAGUGUCAAAAUGCAGGGUUCCUGUGGCUCUUGCUGGGCCUUCAGCGCCGCGGGGGCCCUCGAGGGCCAGUUAGCCAAGAAGACAGGGAGACUGGUGGACCUGAGCCCACAGAACCUGGUGGACUGCUCUAGUAAAUAUGGCAACAAAGGUUGCAACGGCGGCUACAUGCACCAGGCCUUCCAAUACGUCAUUGACAACCAGGGCAUCGACUCAGACGCUUCGUAUCCCUACAAAGGACGGCAACAAAGUUGCCAGUACAACCCUGUUAAUCGCGCCGCCAACUGCUCUCAGUACGAAUUGCUGCCUCAGGGCGACGAGGGGGCUCUGAAGCAGGCGCUGGCCACCAUCGGACCAAUCUCGGUAGCCAUUGACGCCUCGCGACACACAUUUGUUUUCUACAGGAGCGGGGUCUACGACGACCCAGGGUGCUCCAAGAGGGUGAACCACGCCGUGUUAGCCGUGGGCUACGGCACAGACAGUGGAGAGGAUUACUGGCUGAUCAAGAACAGCUGGGGAAUCUCUUUUGGAGAGUCGGGCUACGUCCGGAUGUCACGCAACAAGGACAACCAGUGUGGCAUCACUCAGUACGGCUGCUAUCCCAUCAUGUAGCCAGAAUGAUUUCACGAGUCCCCCCCCUACAUGUUUCAGUUCUAAAUAAAAGUAGAGAUGUAAUGACAGGAGGAGCAUGUUAAACCCCUUUUCCACUGUAUUGGAAAACCAACCUCCUGUGUAGAAUCAAAUCUGUGCGACAACAACAACGCCUCCAGUAAACCAAUGAAGCACGCUUUGGUACUUAAAUUCUUUGUUUUGAACCUGUGAAACUGACAUGUUUUCCUCUCAGAGAUGCUUUCCAGUGUUUUGAUGAUGCACAGAUUUGGCCAUCAGGUCCUUUCACAUCUGCUGAAAACGCAGUGAAGGUGAAUUGAGCUGAUUUCCCCAUCAGUGUCUCGAGGCCUCGUCUGUUAAACCUGCCAUAAAACCGUCUGAGAGGAAACCAUUGACGUGGGGGAAAUUGGUGCGUUGGUCAAUUUAGCAUUUACAUGUUACGAGGGAGAAACCAAAAUCAAUACCUGUGUCUGCGGUAAAUAUGUGUCCUGUGCAGGUUUACGGUACCGAAAAUCUGUCGUUGGGGGGGAAAUUGGGAGGCUUUCAUUCCCAGUGACUGGAUUGCAAGAUGCUUUUAGUACUCGCAGUCGUUUACACAAGAUUUAUUUGUAUUUGUUGUAAAUCAUCAUCGAAAUGGAUGACAUUAGGUGUGGAAAUGGCAUUAAACAUUGUAAUAAAUGAAAAAAAGACUCUAUAUUGUGCACAAACUUGCUCUUAAGAGUACAGUCACUACACUUUGUGAAAAUUAUGUGUUGGCCUUUCAAAGAAAUCCACACUAUUGCCUCCAGCAAGGUCAGAAUAAAGUCAGCAGAGAGCA